This is a messenger RNA of Spea bombifrons (plains spadefoot toad), 942 nucleotides long. Its product is annotated as olfactory receptor 1019-like. Gene Ontology annotation, biological process: G protein-coupled receptor signaling pathway. The coding region runs from base 1 to 942 and encodes 313 amino acids. NCBI's taxonomy places the organism in Eukaryota, Metazoa, Chordata, Amphibia, Anura, Pelobatidae. Gene Ontology annotation, cellular component: membrane. Gene Ontology annotation, molecular function: G protein-coupled receptor activity; olfactory receptor activity. The record is from RefSeq and is a predicted model, not a curated record. The transcript has a single exon.
AUGGAAGGGAGUAAUCAGACUUCCGUGACCUAUUUCAUUAUUAAAGGCAUUUCGGAGGUCCCUGGGCUACAGAUUCCGAUCUUCAUCCUUGUUCUGCUCAUUCUCCUCUUGACCCUUGGUGGUAACGUGACUAUUGUGCUGCUUGUCUGCUUGGAACGUCAGCUGCACACUCCAAUGUACUUCUUCCUAUGUAACUUGGCUGUCCUGAACAUGUGUUCCUCUACAGUCACCUCACAUAAGAUCCUUGUCAUCUUUGUAUCUGGGCAUAACACAGUUCCUUUUCUUAACUGCAUUCUACAGUUCUAUGUCUUCUCCAGCUUAGCAUGCAAUGAGUUGCUUAUUCUGACGGCAAUGGGUUUUGACCGCUACGUAGCCAUCUGUAAACCGUUACAUUACCAACUGGUCAUGAAUCCAAGAGCCUGUGUGCUGCUGGCAAGUGCCUGCUGGACAUUGGGGUUCUUAGAAGUCGUUCCUUACGUCGCCUUAUUAUCUACGUUUUCUUGCUAUACAUCGAACGCAGUCAACCACUUUUUUUGUGAUCUCAAGCCUCUGAUGAAUCUCUCCUGCAGCGAUACGUCCGUUUUGGAGAUGCUGAGUCUCAUUGAAGGGUUGUUGCUUUUAAGUCUAACCCCUUUUCUCCUUACCUUUAUCUCGUAUGUCUUCAUUAUUGUCGCCAUCAUGAAGAUCCAAUCUAAAGAUGGCAGGCGUAAGGCAUUCUACACGUGUUCCUCCCAUCUGACAGUCGUCAUUCUUCUGUACGUAACCCUCGUCUGUCAGUAUCUGAGACCAACUUCAGGUAAAGCUCUGGACUCCAAUAAACUUUUCUCUCUCUUUAACACGACUGCUGUCCCCAUGCUAAACCCGCUCAUCUACAGCUUGAAAAAUAAAGAUGUGACAUCGGCACUAAGACGAAGAUUCCACUUCUGUAAGGUUGGGGUGUAA